CACCCUUGGCAACUGCAUACCUCAAGCCACAGACCUUAUCCAGACGCCGCGGAGGAAGGAGCGUGAAGCCUCAUCAUGUCAGCCGGGAGAGUUAUCGUUUAUGGGGGUCGCGGCGCCUUAGGCUCCAUCGUGGUGAAACACUUUAAGGCCAACAAUUUCUGGGUGGGGACCAUUGACUUGGUGGCCAAUGAUGAGGCAGACACAAGUGUGGUGGUGAACAGGGAUGACAGCUGGGCAGCGCAGACCACCGCUGUCAUUGAAGGGUUGACAGCUGCCCUGGGUGGUGAGAAGGUGGACGCCAUCAUAAACGUGGCCGGGGGCUGGGCUGGAGGGAACGCUGGCAGCAAGGACUUCCAGAAGUCAUGUGAGACCAUGUGGUCUCAGAGUGUGUGGUCUUCCACCAUCACAGCCCAAGCUGCAGCACUCUUCCUGAAAGAAGGUGGGCUGGUCACCCUCACUGGAGCACAGCCAGCACUGAAGGGAACAGCAGGCAUGAUUGGCUAUGGGAUGGCCAAGGCGGCUGUACACCAGCUAACCAAGAGCCUUGGCCAGGAUAAUUCUGGUCUGCCCAAAAAUUCCACGGCUGUUGCCAUCCUGCCUGUGACUCUGGACACCCCAAUGAAUCGCAAGUGGAUGUCUGGGGCAGACUUCUCCAGUUGGACACCCCUGGAGUUUGUUGCUGAGCUGUUCCAUAAGUGGCUCAGUGGCAAAGAGCGGCCAGCAUCAGGCAGUCUGGUGCAGCUGGUCACCAAGGAAAACAAGACUGACCUGGUGGUGGCCUAAGUCCCUGCUGACAUGACAAUACCCUGGCUACACUGUACACUGCUUGGUCUGACGUCUACCCCCACAACCUAGCCCCACUUCUUUCCUUUUCCUUUGCAUACUUCUCCACCUGCCUCCUUACCCUCAACAACAAUUAAUUUUCAUUUCACAUACCUGUACUUUUUUACAUCACCUGUCUGUUUAUUUGCAACAUCUAGACUAACUUCACUCUCAUUUAAUGUGUUCUCUCACAUCACUUCUCUGCUUUUCCUCAACAACUAAUUUGUCUCUCUGUUAUAUACCUGUAUUCUUUUGUAUCACCUGUCUGCGUAUCUUCAACAUCUAGACUAAUUUCAACAUUGUUUACCUGUAUUCUCACAUCACCUGUCUGCUUAUCCUUAACGACUACAAUCUCUCACUUACCUGUUUCCUUUCACAUCAUCUGUGCCUAUCCUCACCAUCUUUCUUAAGUCUCUAUCUAUCGGUAGGUUAUGUUUGCCAAAUUGUACGCACAAUUCCAAUUAGUACUCACAUCAAGGGAAAGAAUAAUAUGGGAGAUGAAGCUGAAGUAUCAAAGGAACUGUUUUAAAGGUGAAGAGUCGGUAUCAGGUGUUACCUUGACAGUAGUUCACUUUUUGUCCUGGCUCAGUUUUCUUCUGGGACAUGCAAAAGGUUCCCUAAAACAAUUGAGAGGAAUGGGGAGAACAAUAUAAGAUUUCAAGAACAGCACACAGAAGGAAAGUACAAUCUGUAUUGGGUGUGUGUAUGUUUAGAUUGGCAAGCACUUCACAUAUUCUUGCUUGUAUUCUUUUUGUAUACUUCCAUAUCUUUUGGUUGAAUUUUUCUUAUAUUCUUCCUCAUCACUCGUUUGUAUUUUUUCCUAUCACUUGCUUAUACUCAUCCUGUUUUCAUCCAUACCACCUGCUAGUAUUCUUCCUCACCACUUUCUUCUGUUCUUCUUGUAUACUUCCUUAUCUUUUGUAUUUUUCCUCACCACCUACUUAGAUCCUGUUUGUAUUCUUUCUCACCACUUGGUAGUAUUCUUCCUGUAUUCAUCUUUACCCCCUGCUUGUAUUCUGUUUGUAUUCUUCCUCACUACUUCCUUGCUUGCUUGGCCUCAGUGUCUAUUAUUAUUUCUUCUUACUGUGUGACUACUUCCUCUCCUCCACCUUGGCCCACUCUUCUCUUCCUCGGGGGCUGUCUCCACCUCCCUCUCCUUGUUCUUCUCACCUGUGUGUAUUUCCCCAUAUUACAAGUUAUUGUUUGAUAUGUAAUUGUGAUGUCAACUUGUAUUUUGAGAUGGGAGGAUUGUUUUGUUUUGUAUCACCUUAGCUGUUAUUUUAUUAGUGAUCCUGUAUAGAGUUAAUAUUGAAACAUUCUUGAUUUUUUUUUCUUUUUUUCUCAAGUUAAUGGAGAAUUUAGGUCAUUAUUUUGUUACUUGUGGAUUGAAUUGUUUGCUGUUAAUUGUAAAACUCUUGAUUUCCAGACAUUCAUUAUUUUGCACAAAGUUAAUGUUUCAGCAAAUUUAAUUUUCAUUGACGACACUUUCCAUUUGGGGUAAGAGUUCUAGACGCAAUAGUAAAGGGAAGCCUCAUCCCCAGUCUCAGCCUCCUAUAUCAUGGCACUUGUGUCUCUUUUGAAGGUGGUGUGAGGAUGGUGGUGAGGUUCUUAUCUCACCUAAUUAUAUAUACAGAAUUGAGUCAAGCUCAUAGUGCCCCAUCCUUUGAAAAAUUUUAUCACAUUUAUAUUUAAAGCUAUGAAUGUUUUUAGCACACAUGACUUCUUCUGACAGUGUAUUUCACUGCUUAAUUGUUUUCUCACACCCUUCUUUAAUGUUACAUAAGUUUUUGCUGUUCCCUCAUGACAACAACAACAGUCUAGGUACAACAUAUUCAUUACUGUUAACCCCAGACUCCUGUAUCAUGGAACCUGUCUCUGUGAAAGGGGUGUGAGGAUGUGGUGAGGUUAUCUUGUACUGCUGAUGUUGGGUUCAAUGUGUGUGUGUGUGUGUGUGUGUGUGUGUGUGUGUGUGUGUGUGUGUAUGUGUCUUAUGAUGAUAAAUGAGAAAGAGGUUCACUAAUAUAUUGAUUUUUUUUUUUUUUUUUUUUUUUUUUUUAGAUAUUUUAGAUAGGUUUAACAUGAGAUGAGUGUAUAAACAUCAAUAAGUGUUAAGUUUGCAUGCAAAUGUCUUGAUGUAAGCUUGUAGCGUUUAAAGUUGAUAUGCAUUCUUCAGUUUCUUGUUGGGUAUUGCUGUUUAUAAGUUGGUCCAGAAUAGUAUAAAUAGUGCUCAUGUCUUACUCCUCAGAUUAACUCUAUGGAUAUUUUCCCUGCUUUCCUUCGAUUUGACAACGUUGAUAUAGAGACUUAAGUGAUUAAGUAAGUUGUGUCCUCUUUAAGCAUAGAGAUAUUUGGUGGCAUGGUCUGAUUUAAUUUAGUAAUUGUCACUGCAUGGAAGGUAGUAACUUCAAGCAUUCCUAAGCCCAGCUGUAGUUGAUGUCACCCUAAUACUAGUGAAUGAAGGACACUAAAAAAAGCAUAGCAACAGGAUCUCGGCUACUGAGGCAAGAAAGCUUUUUUAUCAAGUUUAAGAAAAAAAUGUGCAGGCCUUAUACAUUCAGUUAAUCUGAUCUGAGUAAGUGCAUCGAUACCCGACAAAUCUUAAGUUUAAUUUCACUUGGGUACACAAAUAAGUGCCUAUGGUGUCUGGCAGACAGAUUCCCACUAUUGAGAUGUACGUAUUUUUAUACAGAGUGCUUCCCUACCUCCUCUUGAAGAGGUUGGAACAGAUUUAGGUAAUAACAGAUAUUAGUGCUUCCCUGCCUAUUUUUGUAAGUGUUAAAGGUGCUGAAACAGGAGUGAGGCUCUCGAGGAUAUAUGGUGCGUCCUCGGAGCUUCAGGGAAAGGUGAUAAAGCAAAUGUAAGUCUUCACACAGGAAAGCUUAGCCAGCCAUCAUUGUAAAGUGUGUGUUUUGGUGGAAGGUGCUGUUUCUUGCUUCCCUCAGCACCACCACCACGCCACACACGCAAACACAAGGCAUGGCAGGGUUAAUAUUAAUGAAUUUCCUUACAUUCCAUGCUUUUUCUGAUAGCCAUCAGUGAUCAUUUAUCUUAAAACAUGUGCAAUAUCAAAUAGAUGCUGGUUAUAGUAAUAAACAAUGCAGGUGUUUGA
This is a messenger RNA of Eriocheir sinensis (Chinese mitten crab), 3931 nucleotides long. It is a transcript of the gene Dhpr, whose product is annotated as dihydropteridine reductase-like. The transcript is spliced from 6 exons. The record is from RefSeq and is a predicted model, not a curated record. Gene Ontology annotation, molecular function: 6,7-dihydropteridine reductase activity; NADH binding; NADPH binding. Gene Ontology annotation, biological process: tetrahydrobiopterin biosynthetic process; L-phenylalanine catabolic process. Gene Ontology annotation, cellular component: cytoplasm. NCBI's taxonomy places the organism in Eukaryota, Metazoa, Arthropoda, Malacostraca, Decapoda, Varunidae. The coding region runs from base 76 to 783 and encodes 235 amino acids.